GGCUGCUCUGGACGACUUGAGGUUGAUAACGAGGGAGAGUCCGCAGGCUUGGUGGUGACGCCUUCACCCUGACGUGACAUCAACAGGAUUGUAGCCGACUGACUGAACAUAUCCAAGUUGAAUGGGAGAACAGCGCCCUCUCAAAAUUGCCAGAGCUGACCUCCCAGUCCCCAGCCCCACCUCAUAGGAGUUCUCCCUCACGUCCAGUUCCAUUCACCUUUGUUCUGCAGUCGAUCCGCAGACCCAGAUCUGACAAUGUCCUGGACACAUCCAGCACUCCUGGCUUUACUUGCUGUCCUUGUUGCCCUGACCUUGUCAAAUGGGGCUAACAGUUCAGCUGUGUCUGAUGAUAAGAAGGACUCCAAGGCAGCUGGCCCUCAAGGUGCAAUGAAGAGAAUCUUCAUGCCUGAGACAGACGCGUUCAACUUUUUCAGACGACGGAGCAGAAGAGCUGUGAAGUCCCAGGAUGAGCUCAACGCUGAGCAGAGGCAGAGGCUGGCAGCAGACGAACGCAUGAAGGAGUACCAUGAGCACCAGAGAAGCAAGUAUGAGAACUAUGCAGAGGAGGAAGGGGACGAGCAGGAUGAGAGGUCCCGUGAGGGUGGGGAGCAGUAUCGAGAGUUCCACUAUGACGGCAUUGAUCCAUCCUAUUAAUGCAACGUCAUAACGUCUCAUGAAUGACCACCAUCGCAGAGGAAGGAAACAAGGAGCAGGUGUACACUAUAGAGGAGCUAAUUUGGAAAUUGUACACAUUUCUUAAUCCUUAUAGCCUUACAAAAAGGAUUUAUUAUGCAAAAAACAUAACCAGACGUAUCAGAACUGAAGCUGUACAUAAUAAGGUUUACAGUGCCACAUACAGAUCAUUUGUAUUUCAUAGUAAGAUAUUGGUAUCUUAAAAACAUUAGAAACUACUUCUUGUUCAUAAUUUGUUUUGUGUUAUUUUUCAUUGGUGUAUCCUGAUUAUCUUUAAUUGUCAAGUAAUUUGUCUUCCUUUUUGCUUUUGUUCAAUUAUUUCUUUCUUUGGUUUGAAUUUGAUGGUUAUACUACAUUGUAAAGAUAUGUCCUGGACCUAGAGGUUGAGACCAACCCUCACUAAAUCCAUUAUGUCUAUUCAAACUAAAUAACCUAACAGAAAUGUAAUCUAUUCAAUGUUGUCUUCUGGUACAGUGUUUAAACUCUAUAGUCUGAAUCAGUAGUUGAAAUACUGUUUGAAUCUCAAUAAACAUUAGGUCCCUUAACAAGGACCUGAAUUAUCCACAUCUUAUUAAAUUAUCUAUAUUGUAUUAAUUCUGGUGUGUCUAUCA
This is a messenger RNA of Sardina pilchardus (European sardine), 1304 nucleotides long. RefSeq names its product upper zone of growth plate and cartilage matrix associated b (gene ucmab). Gene Ontology annotation, biological process: embryonic skeletal system development; regulation of osteoblast differentiation. Bases 256 to 654 code for a protein of 132 amino acids. Lineage: Eukaryota; Metazoa; Chordata; Actinopteri; Clupeiformes; Clupeidae. Gene Ontology annotation, cellular component: extracellular matrix. The transcript has 6 exons. The record is from RefSeq and is a predicted model, not a curated record.